Molecule: messenger RNA, 358 nt
Organism: Coregonus sp. 'balchen'
Lineage: Eukaryota; Metazoa; Chordata; Actinopteri; Salmoniformes; Salmonidae
Source: the annotation of a GenBank genome assembly
AUGGCUCGGGAUAUGUCAGAUAUUGACAUCCUCAAGAUGGAGCUGGAACAGCUGAAGAAAGAGGUCUCGACACCCAGGGAGCCUGUAAGUACCAUCAAUGGGUCCAUAUAGAGAAGCUCUGUAGCAUUGCAAAGGCAUCACUGUAAACUGAUACAGUCCCAUUGAACUGAAGUAGAAUGUUGAAUUGAAAGAAUCCAAACUUCUAUUGACCCCUCUCCGUUUCUCUUAGGUGUCCAAGACAUCCAAGGACAUCAUGGAGUGGUGUGAGGCUGCGUCUGGUACAGACCUCUUGAUAACAGGAGUACCAGAUGAUAAGAACCCCUACAAGCCUGAGAAGGGAGGCUGCAUAAUCAGCUAG